Molecule: messenger RNA, 9134 nt
Organism: Haliotis rufescens (red abalone)
Lineage: Eukaryota; Metazoa; Mollusca; Gastropoda; Lepetellida; Haliotidae
Product: trifunctional purine biosynthetic protein adenosine-3-like
Exons: 21
Coding region: 438-3461 (1007 amino acids)
Biological process (GO): adenine biosynthetic process; 'de novo' IMP biosynthetic process
Cellular component (GO): cytosol
Molecular function (GO): ATP binding; metal ion binding; phosphoribosylformylglycinamidine cyclo-ligase activity
Source: RefSeq, a predicted model, not a curated record
AUGCUAUGGUUUAGGCCACUUCUGUUUUAUCAAUACAACACCCUACACGUGAUAACUUAAUUUUCCUGAAACUUUAUGGCUGACUGCACUGACCGAACCCCAGCGAAACACGAGUGUCAACGAUACAAUAUGUCCGUCAACAUGAAUGAGAGUUGCACCAGGUUUAUUGCUACAGUCGAGAAUGAUAAACUGUCAACGCUUUCCCGGUUCUGAAAAAAACGUUGUGUCGUGAAACAUGCUAUACGUAUAUUCAUGCUAUACGAUGAAUAUGUCAUCAAUUUGUGUUUAGUCAAACGUAUGAACUUAGAUCUGUCAGAAUGUCUCGUCGCUCUGUGGAAUUCUAUGAAAGUCAUGCGCGCAUAUGACACGAUCGACGGGGAAUUGAUUUAAUUGUUUGCGAAGACUUUUGGCCACAUAGUAAAUUGGAGAGACAGGGAAUGGAGAACGUGCUGUUGAUAGGAAGCGGUGGGCGAGAACAUGCUCUGGCAUGGAAACUCGCUCAGUCUGAGAAAGUUAAGGCAGUUUUUGUUGCCCCUGGCAACGCUGGGACAGCAAGCGAAGGCAAAAUCAGCAAUGUUGAUGUAAAUGUGAAAGACUUCUCUGCAGUGUGUGCAUGGUGUAAGGAGCACUGUGUGGAGCUUGUGCUGGUUGGUCCCGAGGACCCACUGGCUGCCGGAAUUGCAGACACACUCAACUCAAAUGGGAUAGCCUGCUUUGGUCCAUCAGCGAAAGCAGCAGAGAUUGAGGGCAGCAAGGCUUUUUCCAAAGACUUCAUGACCCGUCAAGGAAUUCCCACAGCUCAGUACAAGACCUUCACCUCUGCAGAUGAAGCUUGUGAAUACAUAAAUAAUGGUGAACUUGGUGAAGCUGUUGUGGUGAAGGCGAGCGGGCUGGCGGCAGGGAAGGGCGUUGUUGUUGCUGCCUCCAAGAAGGAAGCUUGUGAUGCAGUUAAUUCCAUCAUGCAGGCCAGGAAGUACGGAGCAGCGGGGGACACUGUGGUGGUUGAGGAGUUCCUCAAGGGGGACGAGGUGUCUGUGUUGGCGUUCACUGAUGGCGAGAGCGUGUGUGUGAUGCCCCCAGCCCAGGACCACAAGCAGUUGAAGGAGGGGGAUGCGGGACCCAACACAGGAGGCAUGGGGGCAUUCUGUCCCUACCCAAAGCUUUCGGCAGAUGAUUUGAGGAAAAUUAAGACAGACAUUUUGGAGAAGACGGUGAACGGUCUGAAAAGCGAAGACAGGAAAUAUAUUGGGGUGCUGUAUGCAGGACUGAUGAUCACAGACGCUGGUCCCAAGGUUCUAGAGUUCAACUGUAGGUUUGGAGACCCAGAAACUCAGUCGAUCCUGCCACUGCUGAGGACGGACCUGCUGGACGUCUGCCGGGCAUGUGUGGAGGGGAAGUUGGGGUCCCUGAGCGUGGAGUUUGACACGGAGAAGUCGGCUGUUGGGGUCGUGGUGGUCAGCGGGGGCUAUCCUGGGGCAUACAAGAAGGGGAUGGAGAUCUCAGGGGUGGAGAAGGCUGUUCAGGCCGCUACUGUGGUGUUCCACGCCGGUACGGCUCGUCAAGACGGGAAGCUGGUAACAAGCGGAGGCCGGGUGUUGGCAGCCGUAGCAAUAGAUCAGCAGCUGGCCACAGCUGCCUCCAUGGCAACCGCAGCUGCAGCUCUCAUAGACUUCGAAGGGGCAUUUUACAGGAAGGAUAUUGGCUUCCGAGUCUUGAGCAGGGACCGCCCACUGUCCCCGAGUGUCCCCUUGGAGAACGGGCUCAGCUACAAAGAUGCUGGUGUGGACAUCGAGGCAGGUGACGACCUCGUACAAGCCAUCAUGCCGCUUGCCAAGUCAACGUCUCGCACGGGAUGCACUUCAAGCAUCGGAAUGUUUGGGGCCACUUUCGAUCUGGCAGCUGCGGGAUACAAGGAUCCUAUACUAGUGUCUGGGACUGACGGAGUGGGGACAAAGUUGAAGAUAGCGGAGAUGGUGGGUGUACACAACAGUAUUGGUAUUGACCUGGUGGCCAUGUGUGUCAACGACAUCCUCGCUCACGGAGCAGAGCCUCUGUUCCUUCUUGACUACUUCGCAACAGGACGUCUGGAUGUGCAGGUGGCACACGAGGUGGUAGGGGGCAUUGCAGAAGGGUGUCGCCAGGCAGGAUGUGCUCUUGUAGGCGGAGAGACGGCCGAGAUGCCAGGCAUGUACACUAACGGAGAGUAUGACGUUGCUGGUUUUGCCGUUGGUGCCGUUGAACGGGGUCAGAUGAUGCCCCGAAUACAUGAAGUGGCUGCCGGGGAUGUCAUUGUUGGAAUUGGGUCAUCUGGUAUCCAUAGCAAUGGUUUCAGUCUGGUUCGGAAACUUGUGGAGAGGAAGAAUCUACGUUUCGACAUGCCUUCCCCUCUCAAGACGGGGAAAACUUUGGGGGAAGACUUGUUGACGCCCACCAAGAUCUAUGUGAAGAGCGUGCUACCGCUCAUGAGGGAGGGCAAGGUCAAGGCCUUUGCUCACAUCACCGGUGGGGGUUUGACGGAGAACAUCCCCCGGAUACUUCCCAACGACCUUGGCGUCGCCCUUGAUGCCAAGUCCUGGACCAUGCUGCCCAUAUUUGGGUGGCUGUCUGAGAUGGGCCGUAUAUCCAGUCAGGAGAUGGCUCGGACUUUCAACUGUGGAUUGGGAGGAGUCCUCAUUGUGACGUCAUCACAGUCUGCAGAGGUUGUCAGUUUGUUGAGGACCUCCGGAGAACAGGCAAACAUCAUCGGAACAGUCCGACAGCUCAAGGCGGGAACGACACGUGUGAGGGUGGAUCACCUGGAGGACAGUCUGGUGCAGUCGUGGAGGAAGGUGCCAGGUGUGACGCGGAGACGGCGUGUUGGAGUCCUCAUUUCCGGGUCAGGCACAAACCUGCAGGCUCUGCUGGACCACACCCGCGACGUAACCAACAGCAGCGCCGCCGAGAUCGUCAUUGUCAUUUCUAACAAGGCAGGAGUACAGGGACUUGAAAGGGCAGAGAAGGCUGGCAUCAAGACCAAGGUUAUCAGUCACAAGGACUACAAGGGUCGUGAGGAGUUUGACGAGGCUCUCCACCAGGGGCUUACAGCAGCUGGCGUUGAGAUUGUAUGUCUCGCUGGAUUCAUGAGGAUACACACAGGUGGAUUUGUAAGGAAGUGGACUGGGCGCAUGUUGAAUGUCCACCCCUCCCUGCUGCCAAGCUUCAAGGGGUCAGAUGCCCACAGGCAGGUGCUUGCUGCAGGGGUCAGAAUCUCCGGCUGCUCCGUACACUUUGUUGCUGAGGAGGUAGACGCUGGAUCUAUCCUGGUCCAGGAAUCGGUGCCAGUGUAUCCUGGUGACACUGAGACAAGUCUAGCGGAGCGGGUGAAGCGGAGAGAGCACAAGGCAUUCCCCCAGGCUUUGGAGAUGGUAGCCACACAACAAGUCAGUCUCGCACCGGACGGCAAGCUGGUGUGGAACUGGUAGCACCGGACCCAGCAGACCAAACAUUUGGUUACUUCUAACCAAACAUGACAAGGAAGAGUGAUUACUGUUUGCUUCUUUUUAGGUGCUGAGACUUAUAUUAUUUGAUAUUUGAGACACAGUAGAACCACUUUGUAAUGCUAAUGUUUUCCAGUAGAUAUUUUGGUGCAGUCCAGAUUCGCCCAGUUGUAAUACUCUGUUAGUGGUGGGUUGUUAGAAGAAUUCAUUAUCAGUAUUCUAGCUACCAACCACUAUCUUGCUCCAAAAUGACUCCGACGAUAAGUCACAACCGCCAAAGCAGUUGUAGGUUGAUGGGUGUGAAUUGGUACUCAGGCAGUGGUUUUUGAAAAUAUAGUGCGGGCAGGCGGUGAAUUUUUUUGUUUUUUUUGUUUUUUGUUCAAACUAGUAUGUAACCAAUAAACAGUUGUGUAAUCAAUAAACAACUGUGUACAAUCAUCCUGGGAAAGGGCCCCCCAACAUCAAUGUAUUCCUUGAUGAGUAAAAUAGUGGAAUACAGUAUUUGACUUCCGUUGGACUUGGAAUAUUUAAGGAUCUUUAUUAGUUGUUUUUUUAAAAUGGAAAUAAAAACGAAAUGUGCGGCGAACUUUAUGAUGAUGCGGGCGGUGCCUGAAAACUAUUUUUUAAAUUUUUUUUUAACCUAACAGCCAAGAAGACCUUAUAAAGGUAGCACUAUGAAGAGGUUAUGCUGUGUCCUGAAGAUGUCUUGUAGUAGUGUUGUAUUUUGUUGCAAUAGGCUUGUCACUUACAAAUACAGUUUUUACUUGUUGAUUGAUUUUAUAUUGUUGCACAUUUUAGUGCUUAAGGAGUUUGAUUUACAACUGUGUUCAAUAGAUAUUCAAAUGUGCUGAUUCGGUGAUAUAUCACUACUGUUGUUAAUGCAGGAGAUUAAAAGUGUUUUGUAUUUGUUUGUUGAAGGCAGACCAUGAUAUGUUUUCUGUUAUACAGAUGUUUGAAUGAGAAUGAAUCCUGACUUAGUAUUCAAUGGGUUUAUGUCUCCAUUCUGUUAUUUGUGGCCCAAAUUCAUUUGGUACUGCAGCUUAGUUUGUUGUCCGAUUCGAAUGACAAGUUGCUAAAAUAGCCAUCCCAUGAAAUAACUCUCAUGAGCAUGUGUGGUGAGAGAUAAGGAGAUAGGGCAACAGCUCAGUUUACCAGGUGCAACUUCCUGUGGUUCUCACUUCACAGCUCCUGCGUGCCUCUUCGAUCCUUUGGGUUAAUUGUGUAAAGGUUAGGGUAGGUUUCCCCCAAAUCUAUCCUUAGCCCUUGGAUCCCCUUCACGUUCCUUAGGGUUGGGCACUACUUGCCAAUCAAAUUCCCUUUAAUAGUCCUUGGGGCGAGUUGUGAGUCAGGGUAUGGAUUAGCUAUCUAUUUUAAUCAAUUAAUCCAAUGGAAUUUGAGGAAAAUCCAAUUCUGAUCAAGUUCUGCGGAGAAAAUGGCUACUACCCAUACGCCUAAAGAUAAACAAUUGGGUGCUUUGUUGGGGAUUGUUAGGGAAAUGAGUACUAUCUAUUUGUGAUAGCACCAGUGGUCCUGUGGUAAAGUGUUGACUAAUUACAGUAACUCUUUUGUGCAGCUUAGCUUCAAGAUGGCAGCAUGAGUUCGAUUCUCCACGUGGCGCUAAUUGAAAUCUGAUAACGUGUGCCCCAAAAGAGCCCUACCCCCGGAGAUGGUGACAAAGCUAUAGUAGUUCAUGCCCUUAUCACAAAUGAAUGUUGGAGUUAUGUAGAAUAGUGUUGAGAACUGAAGAAUUCUUUGUACACUUAGUUAAACCAACUGUCAUCAUUUUAGAGGUUUUUGGUUAGGUUUAUUUGCAUAUUUUGAUUUACCGAUUGAGAUUUAUUUCCACGUUUCAACAAGUUCUCAGAAUAAGCCCAGGGGCUUCCACCAUGCAUGAACAAGCUCAGUUUGGAAACAUGAUACGUGGCCUUAUGACAUUGAAAGAAACUGUGUAAAUAUUGGUUAUGAAAUUUGUAUGCCAGUCUGUUUUGGCUGUCAAGGCAUAUAGUUGAGAUCAGCUGACAUCUUCUUGAAACUUGUCUAAAAGCUAAAGUAUUGUUUGUUUUCUUAUGGAUUUGAAUAUAUAUGUUGAUUUUAUUUCAGAUGGAUGCAAAUUCUUUUGAAUAUCCUUUGUGAUGGUUGUUGUAUGCUCUUCACAAACUAUGCUAACCACCAUGCUGAGGGAAAAAAGUAACUUUGCUUCGUAUAAAGUGGUGUGAAUGUAACAACAUUAUAUUUGGUCAUUCGUCUGAUCCAAACGCCCUAGGAUUGGGGUGCCUUAAGAACUCAAUAAUGUCAGUAUCGGGUGUGACCAACAUUUGGGUUGAUACAGGUGACGCAGCAUUACAGACAGCCUGGAGGAUGUUGUUUUCAAAUGUCAACCAAAGAUUGGCCCAACUGAGCUAGCUGGUUCUUGUCCUGCUGUAGGCGUCAUUCUAUCUCAUCCCAGACAUGUGUUAUGGGAGGGAGGUCUGGAGAAACAGCCUUUCCGUGGCAGUACAGCAGCAAUGUUGGCGGGCAUUAUCCUGCUGCAACGUGACAUUUUCCCCCUGCAUUUGCACAAAUGGUAGGACAUUGUUCUUGUAGUGGAUGCAGACCAUCAGAACUGUCCAGAUAAAACCCAGACUCACCUGAGAAAGAGUGUGUCUCAGAUGCUGUGUACACCAGGCUAGGCAUGCCUGACAGUGAAGUGGAUGCAAAAUAGGGCCAACUGCUGGAUGCCUGGGUCCCGAUGUUGUGCCACUAAUGGUCUCAACCUAGGAAUUGCCCGAGAUGUUACCGUGGCAGUUUGGUAUCGAUUCCAAACUUGCACCAAGCGAAUAAGUUUUGUUGAGGUGACAUCACACAUGGACGACCAAUCCGUGGCAAGUCAUGAUAAUGCCUCCAAAAAGUUGAUAUUGUCUGCACCCAUCCCGUUUGCAGCAUGCCCAUGGCAUAGCAUAAGCAUAAGUGUAUUUAUCAGCACAUGAUAGCUAAGUAAUCAUUGUGUGUUGUUCACAUUAAAAAAGCAUGUGCAAGUUGUGAGUUUCCAUGGCAACGACUGAAAUUGGCGCUGGUGCUCCACCCAACCAGGCAUGUCAUAUUGGCGGGGGAUAUGAGUAUUUCAUGCUUGUUGAACUUUAUAUGAAGCACAGUAACUUUUUUUGUUUAUAUUAGAUCACUGAAAACAGUGAGCUUCUGUACCUCUGGUACUCUGCUUUUUGUGUGUGUUUAUGCAUUUGUCUUAAGUUUACAGCUCGUUUUAUUACAUGUAAAUUUGUUGUGCAUUUUACGUCAUCCAUCAGACUAUUAUGUUCAGACUGAUUUUAUCAAGGGUUAUAUUUUGUUUUUCUACAAGUUUAUGUGAUAUGAGCCGGAGAGGUACACUAGUUGCAUGGAUCAAGUUGGACAGAUAUAUGAGUAGUUGUGUUGAAAGGUUGGACACAUUUUUCAACAAUCUCAUUAAAAUCAGAUCUUAGUUCUCGCUCCCGCUAAACAAAGAUCUGAGGACAUCCCAUUACGGGUCACGUCAGACGGCCUUGCGGGAACUUUGACCAAUGGAAGGACUGACAAGAAAUCGACAUUAGCCAAUCAGAAGGCAGCUUUCUCUUGCUUUACGGCACUAGUUUAAAAUUGGCGACGACACUUUGAAACAUAAUUUGACAAAAGAACAUCCUUGAAUGGCUAAUAGAUGGUCUAGAUGUAUGAAUUCAGUCAUUAAACCCGUAACUAUCGUUCGGAAUAUCCUGUGUCGAGGUUGCAUGAUCUAGAAAGUGACGCUCUGAUGGUCGGAUGAAAGGUCGUUCUGACGUGACCCCUAAUGGGAUGUCCUCAGAUGUUUGUUUAGCAACAGUGAGAACUAAGAUAUGAUUUUGAGAUUGAUUUUCAACAGUGUUUUUGUACUAACCCCCUUUUGAUACGCCAGUGCAAAUGCAAUUUUUUGUCCAUCUGUUUUUCUACUAUCAAAUUAAUUGUACUACAAAUAUGAAUGAGCAUGUACCCCUGAGGUGGAAUACUUUACCUUGUGUGCAUGUUUAUCGGGUGGUCAGGCUCACUACAACGUGUUUUGAUGCAAUGCACCCAUUGAGGGUUUUGCAGUGAUCGCAGCCCAUGUGUGUCACAGCUGAAAUAUUGCUGAGUUUGGUGUCCCAGAUCUGAGUGAGUGAUAGAUCAGAUCAUGCCACGAGAUGAUGAAAGACCCGCAAAAGCAAUUAACAGCUAGCAAUUAUUCAUGCUUGUAUCAUGUUUGCUUGAUUGAAAGAUUACCUUAGACCAAGAAAAACUUAUUCAUUUAUUUAUUCAAACAUUCCUCAAUAUACAACAUGACCAAAAUACACAUACAGCUGCUUCCUUGCUUCCCUCCUGUAAAUUGACAGCCUGCUGACAUGAAAAUAAAUGAACUGGAUGAAAAUAACUGGCUUCUGGUUAUUUAAUGAAACUUUACACUGAUCAGCAGAAACGACUGGAGAUCUCCAUUUAAUCAAACAGGUACAAAGAUCUCAGGACAUCCAAUUACCUGUCACGUCAGACCGACCACUGAAAUGUUGACACAGUUCUCAAUUAAAAACUCCCACACUUUAACAUACGCUUAGCCCUAAGAUUGCUUUGUGCAAGUGGGGCCUGGUAAGCGACGCUUUGAUUUGUCAGAUGGAAGGUUGUUCUGACGUGACCCAUAAUGGGAUGUCCUCAGAUCUUUGUUCAGCGACAGAGUACAGAGAAGAAAUGAGUAUGGUGAUGAUCACUUGAAACAUCAAGAUAAGUAGCAUCAUCACCUUGUACUCCCUUAAUCCAUGACCGACCAACCCAUGAGGAGCUACAAUAACCAACUGGCUAUCUGAUUUCCUAGGAAUUGAACCGGAGCCUGGUUUAACUGAUGUACUUUCUGUUCAUCCAAACAAAUCUUCCUCUCAGCAUGUACACAAGGUGCAUUUGACAUUUUGCUCCUAAAGAUAUGAUCAGGAUUGAUUUUCUGCUUUGAAACAGUAGGUUGAAAAGUGUUCCAGGAGGCAAGUAGAUAGAUGCGGCGAGGUUCCAAAUUCAAUUCUAGAGAUAUAACCCCGUGUCUAAGUCACGACAAAGCUCAAAAAUACCCUACAGACGCACUAUUGUAAUGUCCUAAUUCAUCAUCAAUACAGUUACAAUAUAUAAAAGUACUGCCACAUAACAAUAGAGCUUGGAUGAAAUUGAAAACCUUAAAGUGACACCUCUGCCUUAAUCCAGACCAAUGACAGCUCUGGGAUUGCUUUACUCAAGAAGCCCAAAAUAUCGGUUUACAUCAAAAUGUGUCAUCACUUAUCAAGUCUUACAAACUGUAAUUUGGUAUCAGGUAGUCAAAAUGGCAGUUGUAUGAGGCUUUAUGCGUGUCAAUCAAUCUUUAUUCAAGGCCUUCAGUACAGACAGUUGUUGCACACAAUAUAAACUAUUUGCAAAUUUGGUUUUAUCGAAACAGUGCGUGGUAUUUCUACAUGGCCAUGUUUUGUAUUAUUAAUGUACCUUGACAUGCCGGAAUUUCACAAUAUUUGAAUCAUAAAAGUAGUGUACAUGAAGGUAUUUUUCUCUCAGUGUAGUACAAUGGACAUACAAGUAAAACAUGAUAUUCAUCCUCUGUCUUGGCUAGUACACCUUUUACAUAAUGGUUCUGACCUUGGAGUUUUUGUAUAUCGCCCUCUCUUGAUGCAUAAA